CGCGAACCCUACGCGCACGCGCCCGCCUCGCGAGUGAACCAAAAAUUGACAGUUAAACUAUCAUGGCGGCCAAAUUUUACGUUGUAUGUUUGCUCGUAGCGUCGGGCCUGGCGGCGGGAGCGCGGCCGCGCCCUCGCCUGCACGUGCAGCCCCAGGAGUACGAGUACGAGCCGCAGGCGCAGGAGCGAGCCUCCAACGAUCAGGUGGUCCUAGUAUCGGCGGACGAGUACGACGCGCUAUAUCGCGCAGAUGACCGGCUCGACGAAUAUGAGCCGCGUGGGGCACCGCGCGGGCCGGCGCGCCUCAAGACCCAGCCGCAGGAGCCCAAGCAGCCGCCUGUGCAGACCAUCAGGAACUACAACAAGGUAAACGAUGACGGCAGCUUCACCUUCGGUUACGAAGCCGCCGAUGGUUCCUUCAAGGAUGGUUCCUUCAAGACUCGCGGCACAGACUGCGUCGUCCGCGGCAAGUAUGGCUACGUGGACCCCGACGGCAACAAACGAGAGUUUACCUACGUCUCCGGCAACCCCUGCGAUCCCAACAAGCCCAACGAGGAAGAGGAACCCGAGGCACCCGCCCCAGACUCCGCAGAACGCGAUGAUGGUGUGCCCAACUACCCGACCAGGCCCGCCCACCGACCGACCACUCCUCGACCCACUACGACCUACUUCCAGAACGAUUUCAGAGACGCUGACGAGGAUGAGGCUGAAGAGGAACCCCUUCAACACAUCAGGCAGAGAGUUGUCCAACGCCCGACCCCGAGAAGGCCCGCGUAUCAGUCUCAGCAAAUCGCUAUUACUCCAAGACCGGUGCCAGUAACCACUGCGCGUGCGCUGCCCCCUGCGACGACAUUCCGACCUCAGUUGGUUCAAGUAACCGCUAAACCCCAGUACAGCCCUGAACCUGAAUAUUCACCGUCUCCGAUCCCUAACUAUUCGGCUUCACCUGCCCCCGCCGCUUACUCGCCUUCUCCAGCUCCUGCUGUGAUCACCACGGCUAGACCGAGUCCCGGACAAAUCGACUUUGCUGCUGAAUUUGCCAAGUUCCAUCGUGAGAACCAAAUCCAAUCCACAACUUCGACUGCCACUAACGGCCCGUCGAAGGCUGCUGUCGCUCAAGCUCCUAGCGGCAACCCUCUGUACUCUACCGAACUGGUAUAUGACCCUUCAAGUGGAAGCUACAACACUCAGCUGUUCCAGUCCCUGCCUCAGACUAAGGGAGGAGAGUUGAAUCUCAACCAGCGCCUUCAACCUUACGUAGCUCAACCUCAACUCCAGCAGCAGAGACCAUUCAUUCCUUCACCUCAACUGCCGUCUAUACCGUCUUCACCCGCUUCGAACGUACCAUUGUUCCGUCACCAAAUCCAGCACCAGAACCCUCAAGAGAUCUACCAGAGGCAACAAAAUGAGGCUCAAUUCCAGAACUCGCAACAAUUAUUCGCUCAGCAACAGCAGCUGCAACAAACUCAGUUACAAAGAGAUAGAGCUGCAGCGAGGGCUCAGGCGCAGAGGUUCGCGCAAGGACCGCAAGCGCAGAGGGCCGCGGCUGGUCCUCAGUACUACUACGUCGCGCCCCGCGGUGAAUCUGCUUCUUCAGGACAGAUUGACGCUUUCCUCAGAGGGCAUGGUAUCCAGUUCUAGUUUCUCUAUUAGUAGAAUAUCUUUGAGCUAGGUAAAUAAAACUAUCGACCAAUUUUGGCCUAAGUUUAUAUUAGGACCAUCCAAUCCAUUAUCAACGUCAUCCAUAAACGAUUUUAUGACGAAUAUAAUCUCCAUUAGUAAGUACGUGUAUACAAGCAGCACCGGUCUCAAGAUAUUUGUAGUCAUUAGGUUGGUUACACUUAAUAUACAUGUUCUUUAUUUCGUUAUUUUAACUGUGUUGACGGAUGGAUAACCUCUAAGCUGAUGACUGAUAUUUUAAUCUUUCAUAUUACCGUAAAUAACGCUCCAAAGGCCAUAUCCGAUUGAAUUAAGUGCUAACAGUAAAAAACAACACUUACAAUUCCACAUAACUGUAAAUGACUAGUCCAGUUACUUAAUAUUUUGUCUCAAACUCUUAAUAAAUUCUAUACUUAUUCUUUAAAUAUUUAUCCGUGAAGAAGAUAUCAAACCUAAAACCCUCAUCUUGAAAGUUUAUAUGCAUUCUACUGUUGAUAAUUAAACCUACUGUCUUCGUUCGAUCAAAAUGAUCGAUUGUAAAAUAAUCUUGCAACAUUUAAAAUAAUUGUGGGAUUUUUUUGCUGUCAGUACUUAGGUUCGGGAAAAUUUUAAUGUUUGAGUACAACUAAUUGGUCGAUACGAUCGAAGUAUGUUAUGACAAUGGAGUCUGUCAAAUACACUAAUACAAAUACAUUGCAUAUAAAUAUGAAUCUGAAAUUUUUCGCCAGACAUCGGACUUUUAGAUCCGAUUUGAUAUCACCAUGACAGAUAAGAGAAUAACGUAAUAGUUAACAUUUUUCACCACACCAACACGAACAAAAUACUGACUAUAAAACAAAAUCAAAUCUAUCAAUUUAUUCAAUAUUUAUAAUUCAAAAUCAUCAUUUAUAGGUAAUUUCUACCAGCC
Molecule: messenger RNA, 2565 nt
Organism: Leguminivora glycinivorella
Lineage: Eukaryota; Metazoa; Arthropoda; Insecta; Lepidoptera; Tortricidae
Gene: CPH28
Product: DNA-directed RNA polymerase II subunit RPB1-like
Exons: 4
Coding region: 63-1640 (525 amino acids)
Source: RefSeq, a predicted model, not a curated record